Messenger RNA from Rotaria sordida, 816 nucleotides. NCBI's taxonomy places the organism in Eukaryota, Metazoa, Rotifera, Eurotatoria, Philodinida, Philodinidae. The record is from the annotation of a GenBank genome assembly.
AUGCAAAAUAUAAAAAUAUCUUCAAAUCAUUCGUCUUCACUUUCGUCAUUGGCUUCAAAUCAUCAUAAGUCUACAUCUAAGAAUCGCAAAAGUCGAUUAAAAGUUCCUGCUCAGUCUGAGUAUGAAUAUGUUGGCCGAAUAGUAACACAUGAACGACCAAUGUUUCGAAAAUCAAAUUUAUUUUAUAAAAAUCAUAUUCCUUCUUCACAUAUAAUUAAAAAACAUCGUUCGAUAAAGCCUCAUUAUCAAGAAAUUUAUGAAGACGAUUUGACGUCAUCAGAUGAAGACAUAGAGGAUUUAUGUAGAUCACUGGGUAAAAUUAGAAUAAAUGAUCGACAUAUUCGAGAGAUCUAUAAAUUACCAACUCCACCACCUCAAGUAAAACGAGUUUUUCAUCGUCUUCGUUCACCUGAACCAAAAUUAAUCGAACGAAUAUAUGUUCGUCGACCAACACCAGAAAUUAUUGAAAAUAUUGUUGAAGUUCCGCCAGAAAAAGUUCGUAUUAUUAAUCGAAAAAAAUAUUUACGUCAAUCAAAACCAAUUACUCGAACAAAAUUAGUCCAUUUAAGACCACAUCAUCAUCAACAACAAAUUGAAGAACAACCACAAUCAUACAUUCCGUUUGAUCAAUGUCUUCAACAACCAACAGCAUUUACUUAUACUCUUCAACAAAAUCCACAUCCUGUGAGUUAUUAUGAACCAAUCAUUCCACUACACAGUACAUUCAAUCCUUCAAUAUUACAAUCGACUUCUUAUACUCAUCAAUUACCACAAAUUGUGCCAUUGGAUUUGCCUUAUGGAUAUUCUUAUUAUUAA